AUGAAGAUCUUAACAGCUGAAGAAAUUGAAGCUCAUCAUUACCACACACUUUCCGGUGGUGUGAAAGGUGCCGUGGCCGGAGUGAUCAUCUCCGGACUUAUCUUCAAAUUGGCACCUUUGAGAUUCCCAGCUUUCCGGCCAGCAAAGAUGCCAUGGUCACUAAAAACUGCAAUGUUCAUUACGCCUCCCACAUUGCUGACUUCGAUUUGUGCGGAAGAAGCGUCGACUGCGUUCGAACAACAGAUGUACGGUUCCAAUGCCACAACGAACGCAGCUGUGGAAGACCACCGUCGCUGGAAACAACUGCCAUGGUCUGAAAAAUUGAUCGAAGGUGUGUCCAGCAACAAGUACAAAAUCAUCGUUGCAGCAUGGGCAGCUUCGCUGUACGGUUCCUGGAAAUUGGUGGACCGGGACCCUAUCAUGACCAAAACGCAAAAAGCUGUACAGGCCCGUAUGUAUGCCCAGACUGUGACCGUUGUGUUGCUGCUGGGAUCCAUCGGACUGUCCAUGUAUGAGGAAAAACAACACCCAGAUGCACGCAGACUCGAAGAGUCUCGUCGUUGGGAAAAAGUGCUGGAGCGUGCUGAAGAAGAGGAGGCCAAUGCGAAGAAAGCCGGCAAGCGCACGAACGAAGACCGUGUCAACGCCAAAAUCUUCAAAUAA
Molecule: messenger RNA, 663 nt
Organism: Lachancea lanzarotensis
Lineage: Eukaryota; Fungi; Ascomycota; Saccharomycetes; Saccharomycetales; Saccharomycetaceae
Gene: RCF2
Product: LALA0S02e07646g1_1
Exons: 1
Coding region: 1-663 (220 amino acids)
Biological process (GO): mitochondrial respiratory chain complex IV assembly
Cellular component (GO): mitochondrial inner membrane
Source: RefSeq, a predicted model, not a curated record